Caretta caretta (loggerhead turtle) is the source of this 5069-nucleotide messenger RNA. The record is from RefSeq and is a predicted model, not a curated record. Lineage: Eukaryota; Metazoa; Chordata; Testudines; Cheloniidae.
ACAGAAUGUGGUGAAGCUUCAAUUUCUAGGUCCCAUGGUACUUCCCUCGUCUAGAGGAUGGGUCUUUUGUUCUUGGUGGGUUCUGUCCACUGUUCCUGAGGAUUCAAAUAGGCUGGUCUGGUGUUCUCUUCUCAGCAUCCCUGUAGAUCCCUCGUUUUGACCCUGUGACCUGCCUUUCAUACUUUGUACCCUGUAAUCAACCUUGGAGAGCAAUAUUACAAAGAUGCAAUGGAGCAGUGCCACAACUACAACGCCAGGCUGUGCGCUGAGAGGAGCGUCCGGCUGCCUUUCCUAGACUCACAGACCGGAGUGGCACAGAGCAACUGCUACAUAUGGAUGGAGAAGCGUCACAGAGGCCCAGGUUUAGCCUCUGGUCAGCUCUACUCCUACCCAGCUCGCCGUUGGCGGAAAAAACGCCGUGCUCACCCGCCGGAGGAUCCAAGGCUUUCCUUCCCUUCCAUCAAACCAGAUACUGAUCAGACCUUAAAGAAAGAGGGGCUGAUCUCCCAGGAUGGCAGCAGUCUGGAGGCUCUCCUGAGGACUGACCCCCUGGAGAAACGAAGCCUGCCAGACCCGCGCAAUGAUGACGACAGCCUCAGCGAGUUCCCUGUCACCAACAGCCGUGCGCGGAAGCGGAUCCUUGAACCUGAUGACUUCCUGGAUGAUCUGGAUGAUGAAGACUAUGAAGAGGAUACACCAAAGCGACGAGGCAAGGGCAAAGCCAAGGGUAAAGGCGUCAGUGGUGCUCGGAAGAAGCUGGAUGCAGCCAUAUUAGAAGAUAGAGAUAAACCUUAUGCCUGCGACAAUAGUUACAAACAAAAGCAUACCUUGAAACCUCCCGACCGAGUCUGUGGGAAGCGUUACAAGAACCGCCCUGGGCUCAGUUACCACUAUGCUCACUCCCAUCUGGCCGAGGAGGAGGGGGAGGAUAAGGAAGAUUCGCAGCCCCCGACGCCCGUCUCCCAGAGAUCUGAGGAGCAGAAGUCCAAGAAAGGUCCUGAUGGCUUGGCUUUGCCCAACAAUUACUGCGACUUCUGCCUGGGAGACUCAAAAAUCAAUAAGAAGACUGGGCACCCGGAGGAGCUGGUGUCAUGUUCGGACUGCGGACGAUCAGGGCACCCUUCUUGCCUCCAGUUCACUCCGGUUAUGAUGGCUGCAGUGAAGACGUACCGUUGGCAGUGCAUCGAGUGUAAAUGCUGCAACAUCUGUGGCACCUCGGAGAACGAUGACCAGCUGCUCUUCUGUGACGAUUGUGAUCGUGGGUAUCACAUGUACUGUCUAACUCCGCCCAUGUCAGAGCCACCCGAAGGGAGCUGGAGCUGUCACUUGUGUCUGGAUUUGCUGAAGGAGAAAGCAUCAAUCUAUCAGAACCAGAACUCCUCUUGAUUCGGUUUUGGGUUGGAGGGCAAAGCGUGGCUCAGUAGAGUAACCUCCAGUCACUCAUUACAUACAGGGCUCUGUUACUUUUUUGUCCCCCCCCCGCCCCCCUUUUUUUUUUAUGGUUUAACCUUUCCCGUGUUUUUUUGGGUUCCUUUUUGUUGAAUUUCUCUCCUUCCCAAAGCAGAUUGGACUCUGCCUGUUACCAGAAGAUCCAUCCUGGUCUGGGGUUAGAAGUGGAUCCACUUCCCCCACCAUAUCAGGUGAAGUCUUGUACGCAAGGCUGUCCCUUGGUGGUGGUUGCGUUUCUGCCUCUGUCUAAGCACUGCUUCAAACAUACAUAGCAUGAACCAAUGCUUGACCCUCACUGAAGGCAAAACCAAUCCUAGCACGCAGAUGAGACACAACAAACAGGAAUCUCCUCUCUGUAUAGGAGGGAGAAUCGCCUUAUUCAUCCUGGUGAAAGGUGUCUCUUGGACUCUCCAGUGCAGGAACUGCAGAAAGAAGCGCCAUAGGAGAAAAGGGGUCUUACAUCCUCAUUUAAAUGACUCCUAUUCCUGAGUCUGCUUUGCCAUUCAGCACUACCGAGUUAGCAGCCAUCUCCAGGGCUCCCGUCAUCCAUGCUCUUAUGCUACAAGUCUGUCUGAGCAAAAUCAGCCUGUCAGGUAAAGGGAAAUGGCUCCAGACAUUCUUCGUGUCCCAAAUCCUCCUUCUCCUCCUCCGCUUACUCUAAUUAGUGGGUUUAAGUCCACACACUUCUCCUAGUAUAGACAGGAAGCAGUGGUUGUCCCUGGUUGAUAGUAGGGUAUCGAUCACUGAUCGCCCCCUCCUUCCACGAGUUGAAAGUGGUUUGACUGGUAUAGGUGACUGGACCACACUGUUUUCAACACCGCCUGCUAGAGAAUUGAUUCCAGCACUGGUAGAAAGGGAUCCAAUGUGUGGGUGAGGGUGUGGUAUCCCUUGUUUGUCAGAUAAUAUCAACCAUGGAUCAAUAUCCCAGUGUAGAGAAGGCCUUUGAUUUCCACCUGAGUCAAACCAGUUUAAAUAUGAAGUGACUCCAUUGUCUCUUGGUUUAUGCUGGUCUGACUGAGAUCAGAGUCAAACCCAUAGACCCUACAGUACCUCAGCUUGAUGGUGUUUUUACACCUGUCCUGUAAAACUACACUCAGCAUCCCAUAGUUCCAGGUUCUAAUGGUCACACAGGGUUUAAACUUUCACCAGGUUAUUUUGGAAAAGGUCUGCUUCGGCCUCCUUUACAGACUCCAUCCUUGAGAGGAGAAAGGGAUGGUCCUUAGGAUUCUUCACUGCUGCCUUAACAUAGUCCAAGUGCGUAAGUUGGCCCUUCCCAUGUACAUCCCCUGCACUCAAGCAUUUUAAUGGAGUUUUGCCUAUUGUGUUUUUAACCUACAAAGCCUGCCGUCCUGGCUUUUGGUGACGAUUUAGCUUUUCAAUCAUUAGGAUAAUGAAACUACAGUUGGAGCUGUUGUCCCGGACUCUUGAGUCCCGUACCGAAGCUGUACGGUCGCCAUCCCUGCAAGAGGCUUGAGUCCUCCCGUGUUGUAGCAAUGGCAGCACCAUGCCUCCUGAUAGGAGGAGGAGGGUUUGGGACUGUGGGUUCAGAACAAGCAGAGACCACUGGUGUUUCCAUGGAACAAAGUGCAGAUGGACUAGUCUUUUGAUUUGCAGAUCCCUUUGCCGCUCCAGUUAAUGUGCCUAUGCAAGGGAGCUGCAUGCCCAAGACUUGGGAGUGCCUGUUCCAGCCGGUCAAUGGGUAUGAAUGCAUGCCAGCAGGGACUCAUCGCCCCAUGCCAUGGUGUGUUGUUAAAGGCUGAGCUGGCUCAUUUCAGGACCUUGCUCUGCUCGACGAUGGAGGAAAAGAAGCCAGUUUCUUCUCCCAGCUUGCUGCUGGGCUCUCCCUCUCUUGGAAAAUAAGGAUCCCUCUCCCUCCCUCCUUGCUAUUUUUGUUUCCGCUCUGCAGGAAUCUCAUUGUAUCAUGUGACUCGGAACCCACUGGUGACCUUUUGAAGCCCUCCAGGCAUCGCUGUUUUCAGUAGCAGGGGUCAAGGUGCAUGGGAUGAUUUUUGUUGUACAGCCCUAGUAUAGGAUGAAGCAUUUUUGGAAGGGUGACACAAAAGGGUUCUGUUGAAUAAUGUGCCUGUUUUUUCUAAAUCGACUUCAAACCUACCUCCAAAAUCCCUUUUUACGUUCUUCCUUGCUCACUAGAAAUGCAUUUAAAAAAAAACACUUCACCUGUACAAAAGGGGCUGGAUGGCUCAGGGGAUGGUGAAUGGGAGGACUUUUGUUCACCACUAGGUCACUGGUUCAAAUCUAGCCCAAGCUGGUAGCAAUCAGAAGCCAUUACCAGCCACUGGUGAUUUGGUGGCCUGUAUGAAAUGAGUUUUGUGGGUCUCAAUCCAGUGUAACACACACAUGCCAGGAUCAAGGAGGCCAUGGAGACUGGACAUUGUGGCACAAUGAGGAUGUUUGCCAUGCUGUCCCUUACGUGGCUAAAAGUAGAUGGUCAGUCCAGACCUGUUCUGAGCACUACUUCAGAUGGAAAUAUUAAAUAAAAGACCCCACUCUCUCCAUACUUGCACAACAGAGACAUGUCUGCAUUUGUUUGAAAUCCUGUAUCCACUCAGCAGUGGCUGUGGUUGGAAGCCACCUGAAAAGGGAAGCAUAGCUUCGCCCACUUCAUUACCUUAUCCACUCUUAUGAACGACUGAAGCUGAAGUGGGUGGGGAUUCAAUGCAGGCAGAGGCAGAAAUCCUUUUUGCCUCUGAUUCCAUCCAGAGCCUCCUAAUAAAUGGGGCUCAGUCACUGAGCAAAUCUUCCUUGCUUGGCUAACUGGGGAGCUGUUGCCCAAACUGAAAUUGGCCAUCCCCAGCAGCUCUCGCCAGCACUGCAGGGUCGUGAGUGUCUUGUCUUGGACAGACCACAAUCCCCUGCAAAGUAUCACAUGUGUGUCUUAUCCUGCCCACCCCAAAAAAACACCAAAAUGGCUUGUUAAACCCCUCUCUUGUCACUUUGGGGUGGGUUACUUUUCUUAAAUUUGUGUGUAGCUCUCCUUGCAAUGGGAAUUCAGCGCUCAGGUCAGAUGUGUUCCAGAUACAUUGGUUUCCCAUAAGGAGGCUCUUUAGGUUUGGGAUGGGGAAUAUUAUAUAGCUCAUUUCUGUGCUUUCACCUUGUAAUGUUUUUCAGGGUGUGUGAUGCGGGGGGGGGCGGAGGUGUCAGCUUGAUUUCCUCUAUUCUUUAUGAUGCUGCUUCCCCUGCCCCCUCUUGGAGGAGAAAUGUCAAACAGUUCUGAGUAGGGAAAGCCACCUGCUGCUGAGUUAGUUUUCUUCUUUGACUGACUUUCACAGCUUUUCCCUCUGAGUUAGCAAGCUGCCUCCCUCACUCCCACAUACAUGCACGCACAUUCACACAUGCAUUAACAGCCAUUUAUGUAUUGAGAAUAGUGGACUUGUGUUUUUCCAUUUCAGUAACCUAAUUAAAUCGCAAAGUCUCAGAAGCAUAUUUUGGGUUUGGGUUUUUUUAAUUUACAGAGUAAAAAACAAAUGGGAAUUUUUUGCUGCUGUUAAGAUUCCUUUUUUCCCCCCCUUUCCUCCCCACUUUAAUUGGAGCCAAGGUGUGUAAUUUUUUUAAGGUACUGUAUUAAAAAAAACAUUAGUAAAUAAACAUUUUUACACGGA